CUGGAUGUUAUCCAAUCUGGUUUGGAGAACCAUGAUUCCGGCGUCGGUAUCUAUGCGCCCGACGCCGAGGCGUAUACAGUCUUCGCUGAAAUCUUCGAUCCAAUCAUCGAUGAUUAUCACGGCGGCUUUAAGAAGACGGACAAACAUCCGCCCAAGGACUUUGGCGACGUCGAUUCCUUCGGCAAUCUCGACCCCACUGGUGAAUAUAUCGUGUCAACUCGCGUGCGAUGCGGCCGCUCUUUGGAAGGAUAUCCAUUCAAUCCGUGCCUGACUGAGGCCCAGUAUAAGGAGAUGGAAGACAAAGUAUCUAGCACGUUGUCUGGUCUGACCGGCGAACUGAAGGGCACUUUUUACCCGCUCACUGGUAUGAGCAAGGAAGUGCAACAGAAACUGAUCGACGAUCAUUUCCUCUUCAAGGAGGGCGACCGUUUCCUCCAGGCGGCGAACGCUUGCCGUUUCUGGCCCACCGGACGCGGCAUCUUUCACAACGACGACAAGACCUUCUUGGUCUGGUGCAACGAGGAGGACCAUCUCCGCAUCAUUUCGAUGCAGAUGGGCGGUGAUCUCGGACAGGUAUACCGGCGCUUGGUGACGGCGGUGAACGAGAUCGAGAAGCGAGUACCGUUCUCGCACAACGAUCGCUUCGGCUUCCUGACCUUCUGCCCGACGAACUUGGGUACGACGGUGCGCGCUUCGGUGCACAUUAAGGUGCCGAAACUCGCAGCGAACAAGGCCAAGCUUGAGGAGGUCGCGGCCAAGUACAAUCUACAAGUGCGCGGCACCCGAGGUGAGCACACCGAGGCUGAGGGCGGCAUCUACGAUAUCUCCAACAAGCGCCGCCUCGGCCUUACCGAGUAUCAGGCUGUGAAGGAGAUGAACGACGGCAUCGCCGAGCUCAUCAAGCUCGAGGCCAGCCUCUAAACCUACCCGCCCCUCGAUAUUCUUUUACACUCCUCCAUCGUAGCCCCGUCAGACGCCACGCUAUAUUACGUGACGUCACGCUGAAAUUUGUAUCUGUGACAUAAGAAUUUUAUUCCGCGAAUGAAUCACGAGAGAGAACGAUUUGGAGAAUCAUUUGUGACGAUAAUUUAAUGCCAUUGCGACCUUCAGCCAUUUCUGUAUUUUAUAUAUAUUAAUAUUAUAAUCUCAAUGCACUUUAAUAUCAUAGUAUUAAUAUAUAAGAGCGAAGCAGCUCCAUACGGCUGUUAGAUAAUCGUCUUAAAUUGAUUCUUAUAAAUUUGUUCUCGUUAUUUAUUCUCAGAAGGA
Formica exsecta is the source of this 1266-nucleotide messenger RNA. RefSeq names its product arginine kinase (gene Argk1). NCBI's taxonomy places the organism in Eukaryota, Metazoa, Arthropoda, Insecta, Hymenoptera, Formicidae. The annotation marks the transcript as partial. The record is from RefSeq and is a predicted model, not a curated record. The transcript is spliced from 3 exons. Gene Ontology annotation, biological process: phosphocreatine biosynthetic process. Gene Ontology annotation, molecular function: creatine kinase activity.